ACCAUCAUCAUCAUUUCACAUCACGUUCGUGGCUAUUGACGGCUCGGCGUUUCGCCUCUUUCUUUCUCCUCCUUUAAAUCCAAUCACCAUUGCCUAGUCCGCUUGAGUUUUACUCGCGAAACGGCUUGGUCCUUUUUCUCCUCUUCUCUAUUCUUGAAUUCUGAUCCUAUUACGCUCGAGUUUUACUCGCGGAAAAAGAUCACCUUUCAACAAAUCGCCGAUUACCGUCAAAUAUUUAAUCUUUAAUCCACUUUCGUAUAGUCUGUCAAAUCGCAACUUUGACCGUCUUUCUACAAAACAAGUAUAUCCAUACCGCGCGCCAUAGAGUCGCUGCAUCGUAUCGGAUCCCAGCAGUAGAAUCCCUCAACAUACUUUCUGUAAAUCUCGACAAAUUCAAUUUCAAUCGAAAAAGAUCAAUUUUACAAAAUGUCUCUUCCGCAAACCGCUACGUCCACCGUGAACUACAGUUCUAUCCCGCAGGGCAAUAAAACUGCAUCUUCCAAACCUUCGAUCACUCGAAAGACAUCUGGAGGCGGCAACAAGAAAGGUACUUCAGCCGAACGUCGUGCAACCCAUAAUGCCGUUGAACGUGCUCGCCGUGAAUCCCUCAAUGUUCGAUUCUUGGAAUUAGCCGCCAACCUACCAACAACGUGCACUGUUCGUCGUCCAUCAAAGAAUUUGAUCGUGAAUAAGUCUUUGGAGUUCGUUCGUAAUGCAUUGCACAAUGAUGCAGUCCUUCGCUUGAAGUUGGAAGAAUCUCUUCGUCAAAAUCAAUCCAUGUUACAAGAGCUGAACCAAAUGCGCGCCGAGCGUGGUCUCUCACCCCGUGAUAGUCAAACAACAAGUAUUGAUGCAAAUCAACAAGCAGGCUUCUCAAUUGAUGCUCUCACCACCGCUUUUGGUAUGCCCAACAUGCCACAACCAUUGGCAAGUGUUGAGUUCACCAAACAAGUCACCGAACAAGGCAUUCAAUUCGAUGCCAACAAUGCUCAAUGGUUUGGUGGCGACGGUGAUGAAGACUUUGUGUCAAACACUGCAAGUGGCGAUGGCUUCUCAGCUGCUGCUUCUGAUCAUAGCUCACCAUCAUUGGUCGGCGAAGAUGCAAAUGCAGCUGCUGUAGCAGCCGCCGCCGCCGCUGCUGCUGCGUUCCCGAGCAAUCCCAUGUUCGCAAACUUUAACGAUAUCAUGGCCGCAUCGCAAUCAUCCCCGUAUAGCAGCUUGCAGCCAGCACCGCAUCGUCGUCCAGAUACAAGUGACUCUCUUGAUAGCAAUGGUAUGUCAAACACAUAUGCGCAAUACGCAGUCGGAAGUGGCGCCGCCACCACCACUACUUCCAACUAUCCUCCGAUGGAGUUUAUGCCACCGAUCAACCCAUCCACUGCAGCCGCAUUUACCAACUUGAUGAACAACUUCAACAAUCAAAAUAACGGACCGCACACCCCUCAAUCAACUCAAUAUAGCACAUAUGCAUCGCCAAUGUCAAACGGUAGCAUGAACGCAAACGGAACUGGUAGCUCGCAUAGUUAUUCGCAUCACAACAACAAUAGUUAUUUUGCCAUGACAGCAUAAAUUCUUCACACAUUCUUUCUUAUUUUUCUUGGAUUGCUCAUUCACUUCUCGUCCUCCUGUAUUCUCAUAGCUACCUCUUUCUUUCCUUUUUUUUUUCAAGGAGAGACUUCCGUUUGUAGAAGUUGAUCUUCCUUUUUUUGUCUUUACUAAUCUUUGUUCUCGUUCUCGUU
Molecule: messenger RNA, 1739 nt
Organism: Meira miltonrushii
Lineage: Eukaryota; Fungi; Basidiomycota; Exobasidiomycetes; Exobasidiales; Brachybasidiaceae
Exons: 1
Coding region: 427-1569 (380 amino acids)
Biological process (GO): positive regulation of transcription by RNA polymerase II
Cellular component (GO): RNA polymerase II transcription regulator complex
Molecular function (GO): protein dimerization activity; DNA-binding transcription factor activity
Source: RefSeq, a predicted model, not a curated record